This is a messenger RNA of Auanema sp. JU1783, 1449 nucleotides long. Lineage: Eukaryota; Metazoa; Nematoda; Chromadorea; Rhabditida; Rhabditidae. The record is from the annotation of a GenBank genome assembly.
AUGGGUGAACGCGAGAGAAUCUUGGCAGAUCGAUAUGCAAUGACAAAACGUCUAGGGGACGGCACCUUCGGUGAAGUACUUCUAGCUAGAAAGAUAGAUACAGGUGAUAAAGUAGCAAUAAAAAGAAUGAAAAAGAAAUUCUAUAGUUUUGAAGAGGCGAUGGCUCUACGGGAAGUUAAAUCAUUGAAGAAGUUACAACAUCCGAAUAUUAUCAAAUUGAGGGAGGUCAUUCGAGAAAAUGAUAUUCUAUAUUUCGUAUUUGAAUUUAUGCAAGCCAACCUAUAUGAAUUAAUGAAAGAUCGGGACCGUUUCUUCCCCGAGAGUGUUAUAAGGAAUAUUGUUUAUCAAAUACUGCAAGGCUUAGGGUUUAUGCACAAGAACGGCUUUUUCCAUCGCGACAUGAAACCCGAAAACAUUAUGUGCAAUGGUACUGAGCUUGUCAAAAUUGCUGAUUUCGGCCUGGCUCGUGAGAUACGAUCAAAGCCUCCAUACACUGAUUAUGUCUCUACGAGAUGGUAUCGGGCACCCGAAAUAUUGUUGCGUUCAACCUCAUACAAUAGUCCAAUCGAUAUCUGGGCACUAGGAUGUAUUAUGGCGGAGCUCUACAUGCUUCGUCCAUUAUUUCCGGGCACAAGUGAACUCGAUCAGCUUUUUAAAAUUAUUAAUAUUCUUGGCACACCAGGCAAAGAUGAAUGGCCGGAGGGAUAUAAACUUGCGGCAACAAUGAAUUUUAGAUUUCAUCAAGCACAGGCAACACCCAUGGAACAAAUAGUGAACACUAUAGGAAAAGAUGGAAUGAAGCUCAUGAUGGACAUGAUGUUAUGGAACCCGGAAAAAAGGCCAACAGCUACUCAGUCACUUCGCUAUAAAUAUUUCCAAGUAUCGGAAAAGCUUGGAGCGCCAGUCAUGAGCCAACCAGCACCCGGAGUUACACGAAAGACAAGUGCAGGAAGCACACAAUCGGAUUCAAAAGCAUUCCUCAACAAACAAAAGAAUAAUUUAAAGGAGUACCCUGGAUCAGAAAAUGUCUCGCCGUUAGGAAAGCCAGAAAGAAACAUAAACAGGAACAUACCAUUGAAUAGGAGCAUGUUGUUCGACAAAGCUGAUGAUGCUAAAUCUGAACGUAAACCAGCAGGAGCAGGUGGGAUCCCGUCUGGGGGAUUGGCAGCCGGGCAAGAAAGAAAAGCGGCUAAAGACAUUUAUAUGGCCAAAAGUCGAUAUAUACCGGGAGCUGUACCUAAGGAGGGGGGAAACAACGCAUUGGCUUCCAACUCGGCAAAAAAGGAGGGACGAUCAGCUGUGCAAGCAAGGUUCGAGUAUGCAUACGGGUACGUCCCAAAUUUCGGAGCUAGAACUCUGAAUCAGAACAACAAUACAAAUGUGGUAGCGAAUAGCAAACCUAGUCCCGGCCGAAUAGAUUGGGCAGCCAAGUAUGUCAAGACAAUCUAA